AUGAAAGGACUUACAACGUUUGUCGUCUUACUUGUCUCGCUGCUGGCCUGUGCGCGGGCUGGAUUUGAGACAUUUCCAUAUGAAUUUUACGAAGAGCUCAAAACCCAGGAACACGGGCAAUGUAGUGUAGACGUAAAUCGAAUGCUGGAUGGAGUGAAAAACCUCGAUGGCUGGGCAUUGGAAAGUUGGUUGAGUUUUUUAUUGUUUUUAUUGUUUUUUAUUGGCUUGUGUUGACUUGCCGGUACACCAGGAGUAGCUAAACUUUUUUUGGUAGAGAUCUACUAAGAAUAUAUUUUCCUUUUGUGGAUCAACUUACUAAUAAAAAUGUAUAAUUCUAAAUUACCUAAUAAGUAAUAAUAAUAAACAUACACAUACAAAAUAAUAAAACUAAAAAAAAUGUAUAGUUUAAUUAUCCUUUUUACCACACUAUUCUUAAGAUUAAUAUAAUAUUAUUGUAAAUACAAUUUCCAGGAUAAACUCAGUUGAAUUGUAUUAUUUGAUAAAUUUACAACAAAAUAAAGAUAAUAUAUUAAGAUAAAAAUGAUCAGCUAAUUGUGAUUUAUCUACUAAUUACAUCAAAUAAAAUUCUAAUAAAAUAAUGAUCGAUAUCAACCGUUUGGCCACCUCUGCUGUACACCAUAGUUGUUUCUUAAUAUUUUGGUCUGACUUGUUCCUAUUUUAAUUGUUUUUUAGUGGUUGACUCGUCGGCCAAGAUCCCUUCUGGAAUACUCAGAGGCAAUUUGAACCAAUACGGUGAUUUUGAUGAAUGCAUCAACACGGUUCAUGAAAAUGGAGAACCGGUGAAAUAUUGUCUAGCAGCCAUACAGCUAAAACACAAUUCCAUUUUUGGCGACCGCAUAAGUGCCCACAAUCAAGUGAAAAACAAUUUAACCGACGUAAGUUGCAUUUUGUUGAUUAUUUAAUAUAACUUCUGUUGAACACAACAGAUUAAUAAAUUAAAAUUGAGUUCAGAUUCCAAUACAACUUUUGUGGUUAUACUCUAUUGAAAAUCAUAAUUACAUUAUUGUACUUCAAAUUUAGUUUAUCAUAUAAUAAAUUAACUAAAAAAAAUAAGUUAUUAAUUAAAAAUCAAAUCUAAUGUGAAAUAUUUUAUAAUAUGCUCACAAUUAUAUUGACAUUACUUGUGAUUUGUUUAUUAAUGGAAUUAAUAGUUCAGAAAAUAACAAAACAAUAUUGAUUUGUAUUUUAUAUAUUAUUCUAAUAAACUUAUAAUAGAUAAUAGAGGUAAAUUAAUAGUUCAAAAAAAUUAUAAUAUAUUUAUAUUUAUUAUAUAAAGUAAAUAGGAAGGUAUAUUUUAUAAAUAUUGAUAAUAAAUAAAAUUCAGAUUUUUGUCUCAAUUUUUCUUUUAAAUUGAUUUGUUUAUGGUUUGAUUAAACAAGUAAUUCAGUUAAUUCAGUAAUUUUACAUUUAAAUUAAAUAAUAUGUUUGUAUUUUAAUAUAUCUUAGCCUGGCCAUCGUUUGCCUAAAUUUUCUACUGUGUACUGGGGUGUUUGUGUACCAUCAUCCUGCAGUCCAGAUGAUGUUUCUUCUGCAGUAAGUUCUACAGCUCUGAGGUUCUACAAUGUUGAAGUACUCGUUGAAAAUGAUAUGUGUCAAAUGAAACGUAUACCAAAAAAAUCAACAGAUUUUGAUUUGGUACGGUUUUUUACAGCAAUUUUUCUAUUGGCUAUGGGAAUGUUUGCACAAGGAGCAGUUUGCACCCCAGAUGAACUUGACCGUAAUUAACAACUAUUUUACUAUGUAUAAAUAAUUUAUUUGAGAUAGAGAACUUGUUUAAAUGAUUAUGACUUAUAUAAUGUGUUUAAAAAAAACUCUUAGGCAUAUUUUAUCAUGUUUUAUUUUAAUUUAUAAAUUGACACACCAUAAAUAGUUUUUCAUUAAAUUUAUACACUACAUUAAUAGUUAUAUUUUGAUCAUACAAUUUUACUAGUAUAUGUAGUGGAAAAAAAUAUGAAAUUAGGAGUUAAUUCAAAAGUCUAAAUAUCUUAAUUGUAAAUAUGUACUUUGUUACAAAUCAAAUGUUAUACUUUAAAAAGUAAUUAUGUAUUUUAUUAACAGCUGAUGUAGAGCAUUCAGCACAUCUUAUGCUUCGAAUAGCACAAGUUCUGAGGAAUUCAUUUUCAAUUAAGAGGAACUAUCAAUCUUUGUUUAUUUCUCCUACUAAAAAUGGAUUCAAGAGUUUGCAAGGUAUUCGAGCAUUGAAUAUGAUUAGUUUACUUUUGUGUCACAUGGUUAUGGCAAAAAUGUUUCUGCCAUAUUUAAAUAAGACUGAGAUGUCUGAAGUAAAUAUAAAUAUUAUCUCCUUAGUAUUUUUAGUUUCAUUUUUCAUUUAUAAAAUAAUUUGCAGAAUAUGUCAAAACCGUGGUUGGUCACAGGAAGAGUAGCUUAUUUAUAUACUGAUUCUUUUUUGGUAAUUAGUGGAUUUUUAGCAGCAUAUACAUUGAGUCGAUUUUCUCCAAUAAAGAGUAUUAUUUCACGCUAUAUACGGUUGGUAUAAUAGAGUUGUAUUAUAUUAUAUUUUGUAAUUAUAAAGUACAAAUUUUUAUUUUCUUAUUUAUUCUCUUUUUCAUAUUCUUUUUUACUAUUUAUUUUUUUACAAAUUAUUGUUUUAGAUUGACAGCAACUCUAGUAACUGUCAUGGUCAUUUGUGCCAAAUAUUUACCGGAAAUGAACUAUGGUCCUAUGUGGAAUAUGGUUAUCACACGACAUUCAGACCUUUGUUACAAGAACUGGUGGAGAAAUGUAUUGUAUAUUCAAAACCUGUUUGGUUUUAAAAAUAUGGUAAAAUAUAGUUUAGUCGUAUUUAUACGUAAUAACAUAUUAGUAUUUUAUUUAAAUUAAAAUUUUUUAUUUUCAGUGUUUGACACAUACUCACCAACUUGCAAUCGACUUUCAAUUAUUCAUGAUGGCCAUUCCAUUAAUGUAUUUGUUACGAAAAAGUAAAGUGGUCGCAUUAUCUAUUAUUAUGACUAUCAUGUCUAUAUCCACAAUACUUCGUUAUCAAUCUGUUAAAAAUAAUAAUUUAUCUACGGUUGUUUAUUUUGGAGCAGAGUAAGUGCCCAAAUUGUAUAACCAUUAAUAAUUAUGUUGUAUCUGAAUUUCGCACCAAAUUAAUAUUUGUUAUUUUAUUAGUAUAUCACAAUUGAAUCGAACCUUUGAUUUGACGUACACUUUACCCUCUCACCGGGCAACUGUCUAUUUAAUGGGCUUCUUGGUUGGUUACUGGAUGCAACAAAAGGGUAGUCUGAAUAUUUCCAAUGUAUGUAUAUUGUAAAUUAUGUAUACACUAUACACAAGUUACUAUUGUUUUCAACAAAUUUUUUUAAAAUAAUUUAUUAAUUAUUAUAAAUGCAGAUACAGGUUAAACAAAUGUGGCUUAUAGCUACUGUAUGUGGUUUAUUAGCUGUUUUCGGGCCUUAUCAACUUUCCAACAUGAACUACGUAUACAAUAAUGUACAUUUAGCACUUUAUAAUGCAGCUGCACCCAUACUAUGGUCUAUUUUUAUUCUUUGGUGUAUUAUAGCUACAGAUAAUGGACAUGGAGGUAAAGCCCAGCAGCUAACUUAGUAAUUUAACAUUUUUAUGGCUAAUGGUUAUCAUUUUUUUUUUCAGGUUGGUUUGGAAAAUUGUUAUGCUGGAAUUCAUUCACAUUCUUGUCUAAAAUUUCAUAUGCUGUUUACUUAGUACAGUAUCCAGUAUUUUUUUAUUAUGUUGGAUCUGCAAGGGGCCCCUCUUUGCAUACUGUUUCGACAAUGGUUAGUAUUUAUCAAUUAAAUUAUUUUUUAUUUAAGAGGGCACUUUACCAAUGUUUAAGGUAUAGACAUAAAUUUUAGAGUCUGCAAAUAUGUACUUUGUACUGCUUGUGUCAAAUAAGUUUUAGACUUAAUAUUAUAUAUAAUAUAUAUAAUAUUAAGAAUAUAUAUAGACUUAAUAUUUAUUUGAAUGCUAUAAAUAGAGCUUAAGGUGGCUCAGGAAGGGCUGAGUUCUCAUAAGCCUCCCAUCUUUUUACGUUAGUGUUUCUCAAACAAGGGACCAUGGAUGUAUUACUUGGAGGCUGUGAAAUAUUUUUUUUAUAAUUUUUGACUUAAAAUUAAAUGGGGUUGAUUAUAAAUAUCGGUUUUCAAAAUAAAAUAAAAAAAUAUAAAUAAUGAAUUGGGUAAAAAUACCCUUUUCUAUUUCACUGAAAUACGAUCAUAUUCUAUGAGCUGCAAAAAAGCAAUUUAUUAAAAUUAGAGAAGACUAUACUCUUGAAACAGAACUAACUGAACUUUGAUUAAAACGACCGCAAGAGUGACCAUUAAUUUAAAAAGUGGCUUUACUUUAACCAACAAUAAAACAUUGCUAACAAAAACGAUUCUGAGACAUUUUUGCUUAUACGUGUCUUGAAAGUCCAUAAUAUUUAUGAUUUUCAUCGAAAUUUGAUUUUAAAACUUAUAAAAAAAAUAAUACUGUAUUAUACUAAGUGUUUUUUUUUCCUACUUAGUGUGACUUUUAUAAUGAACCUCUUGUCAAAUGUUGUGUUGCAUGUAGGCAAUUUCAACAACAUUUUUAAAAUAAUGAAAAUUGACUCACUUUAAUGUAAAUUUAAAAAAUUUGUUUCUUGUAAGUACUUACAAGAAAAUAUAAUGCGUGUUCACUUAUUUUUAGUUUGAUAUUGGCCAAAUAGUACUGAUUAUGGUGUUGUCAAUAUUCCUCACUCUGAUCAUCGAUAUACCGUUUCAGAAAAUUGGCAAACGUGUGACAGAAGGAGUAUAUGAAAAAAUUAAAUUAUUUUAA
Cinara cedri is the source of this 4797-nucleotide messenger RNA. The record is from the annotation of a GenBank genome assembly. Lineage: Eukaryota; Metazoa; Arthropoda; Insecta; Hemiptera; Aphididae.